This is a messenger RNA of Cryptomeria japonica (Japanese cedar), 2053 nucleotides long. Its product is annotated as probable L-type lectin-domain containing receptor kinase S.5. Gene Ontology annotation, biological process: protein phosphorylation. NCBI's taxonomy places the organism in Eukaryota, Viridiplantae, Streptophyta, Pinopsida, Cupressales, Cupressaceae. Gene Ontology annotation, cellular component: plasma membrane. The record is from RefSeq and is a predicted model, not a curated record. The transcript has a single exon. Gene Ontology annotation, molecular function: protein kinase activity; carbohydrate binding; ATP binding. The coding region runs from base 32 to 2008 and encodes 658 amino acids.
UAGAAUUUCAGGAAUCUUGUGAAUUGAGCAGAUGGGUUUCCCCAGGGUGUUGUUCCUUGCCGUCCUCAAUAUUUUGUUGUUUUCACAGACGGUUUAUGGGGAUUUCAAUUUUUCCAAAUUCAAUGAAAACCUCGAAUUCAUUCUCAUCGAUUCCAACAUAGCAUCUGGUGCCCUGCAAGUCACAGAGGAAACGCUAAAUACCGAUCCACAAUAUUCCAAGGUUAAUAAAUCGGGAAGAGUGAUAUACGACAAAGCAUACAGAUUCUGGAAAGAAGAUGGGGUCCCUGUAUCAUUCAACAGCACUUUUGUUUUGAAUCUCAAAGUGGAAAAUGGAUCUGGUGGGGAGGGAAUGGCGUUUUUCAUAACUUCUAACAUAGAUAUAACAGAUAAACCAGAGGAUAGUUACGGGUUCUGGAUGGGGCUCUUCAAUUCCUCCACCAACGGACAGAGCAGCAAUCAGAUGGUAGCGGUUGAGUUCGAUACAGUGAAGAACAAUGGCACCAAUGACCCCGACGGCAACCACAUCGGAAUCAAUGUGAAUAACAUAAAUUCCACAAACAUAACAUCCCUUGAAGAAUCACAGAUCGAUCUAAAGAGCGGCAACGACAUCACGGUGUGGAUACAGUUCCACGGAGAUAAACAGAAACUCAAUGUUUAUCUUGCAAAUGGCGCUCUCAAUGAUUCCAUGCCCUCGCAACCCUUUCUGUCCCAGACCCUCGAUCUGUCCAGCGUUCUCGACUCAGAAGUUCACUUCGGCUUUUCCGCUUCCACGAGUGAUAGCAUUGAGCUCCACUGUGUGAAAUCAUGGAGUCUGUCCAUCGAAACCGUCUCCAAGGACAAAAAAGUAUUAGUGAUCAUCCUUUCCCUGGUCGCGGGUCUUCUGUUCGUUGUAGCGGUUGUCAUCGUGCUUUUCUGGAUUAAGUAUCGGAAGUCGCGGGCAGAAGAGGCGGACAUAGCGGGGACGAUUCAGAAUCUGCCGGGUCAUCCUCGGGAGUUCAAGUACACAGAUCUGAAGAAGGCCACGAACAAUUUCAGUGCCCAGUCGCAACUCGGGAGCGGCGGGUUCGGAUCCGUUCACAAAGCACUUCUUCACAAGGGUAAAACUGUUGUAGCUGUGAAGCGAAUGUUCAAAGAAUCGAAACAGGGGAAACGCGAAUUCAUAUCGGAGAUAAGCAUAAUCAAUCGGCUGCGCCAUCGGAACCUUGUGCCGUUGCUCGGGUGGUGUCACGACAAGGGCCAGCUGAUGAUGGUGUACGAAUACAUGCCCAACGGGAGCCUGGAAAAGCACAUAUAUCAAGGGCAUCUGGAUUGGGAGCAACGAUACAAUAUCCUCUCGGGCGUUGCCUCAGCGUUGCUCUACCUUCAUGAAGAGUGCGAGCAGCAGGUGAUCCACCGGGACCUCAAAGCAAGCAACAUAAUGCUCGACUCCAACUUCGAAGCCCGGCUCGGCGAUUUUGGCCUCGCCCGUUUGAUUGAACACAACCGAACGUCUUUUACUCCGACCAAUGUGGCCGGCACUCUGGGUUACAUUGCUCCGGAGUGCUUUCACACCGGGCGGGCGAGUCUUGAGUCGGAUGUAUUUGGGUUCGGUGCAGUUGUUCUUGAAGUGGUGUGUGGAAGAUCCCUUGGUUGGGGAAAGGAGAAGCCCGAUUUGGUGGGGUGGGUAUGGGAGCUUCAUCGAGAGAAUCGGGUCAUGGAGGCUUCUGACAGUCGCAUCGAUCUCGCCUCUGUGAAUGAGGAGGAUAUAAAGCGUUUGCUAAUGGUGGGAUUGGCGUGCUCAAAUCCAAAUCCUGCGGAGCGGCCGAGCAUGCGGCAGGUGAAACAGAUACUGAGCAGGGAGGUGCCGCCUCCAUUUGUCUCUUCAUUCAGACCUCCAUUCGUUUGGCCAUAUCCUGAAUUCAGUGAUAGCAGCUCCACCGGCAUUUUGAUCAGCCAAGAGAGUGGGUCAGCGAUGAACUGGUUUAUGAAGUCGCCUGCUGUACGUGAAGAAGAAAGCAGUUUAACUUAGAGGGAGAGUGUCUGUGUGAAACAACAAAAGCUCCCGUUGAAAGGU